Rosa chinensis is the source of this 378-nucleotide messenger RNA. Its product is annotated as glucan endo-1,3-beta-glucosidase-like. The record is from RefSeq and is a predicted model, not a curated record. The transcript is spliced from 5 exons. Lineage: Eukaryota; Viridiplantae; Streptophyta; Magnoliopsida; Rosales; Rosaceae. Bases 1 to 378 code for a protein of 125 amino acids.
AUGUCGAGUUCCCGGUUGUACAUGCGCAUCCUCUUUGGAGUUAUCAUUUGUCUGGGACAUAUUCAUAUUUCACCUUUGAAGGCAUUUGCACAGACUUGGUGUGUAGCCAAUCCAUCAUUAGGUUAUGAUACUUCGGAAAACGUGGAAAGCUAUGCAUGCAAUUACGUGGAUUGCUCUUCAAUUCACAGCGGAGAUCCAUGCUCUGUCCCCUCGAACUUGUUUAGUCGUGCAUCCUUUGCCAUGAAUGCUUACUACCAACAGGGACAUGAUUGCACAUUUGGUGGCUCUGGACUCAAAUCUAUUACUGAUCCAAGCUACGGAAACUGCAAAUUUGUAGGUUCAGAAGAAAUGAUUUCUGCUCCAGCAGCUCUGAUGUAG